CGGUGGCCGAGACCCUUUAAAAAAGGUCGGGUGACCUCAAGAUGCGCAUAGAGCCUAGUUUAAAGCCCACAUGGCGCCUUGUUUAGAAGGAAAAAAGUCCGGUUAAGAGACAAUUCCGCAAGUUCUUAAGCUUCAUUCCAAGUUUUGUUUUCAGUAAGAUCAUUGCAUCCCAUUAGACCUAUUUAUUUUACAAUUUCCAGAUCCAACUGAUCUAAACGGAGAACAAUCAGGAUGACGUCGGCUCAAGGACUCCCAGAAUUCAGCUUAGCCAACAGGGUGGUGCUGGUGUCUGGGGCUGCUCGAGGUCUUGGUCUCACGCAAGCAGAAGCAUUGCUGGAAGCUGGGGCAAAAGUGUAUGCUCUCGACAGGCUCCCCGAACCUUCACCAGACUUCCACACAGUCGCUGAGAAGGCAAAGAAGCUUGGAACGGUGCUCGAAUACAGGCAAAUUGACGUGCGAGAGGUAGAAGCCCUGCACAAGAUUGUACAAGAGAUUGCAGACAAGGAGGGGAGGCUCGAUGGAUUGAUUGCAGCUGCUGGCAUCCAACAGGAAACCCCAGCCCUAGAAUACAAGGCUGAGGACGCCAACCUCAUGUUCUCGGUCAACAUUACCGGUGUCAUGAUGACGGCUCAAGCGGCUGCGAAGCAAAUGAUCAGAUUUGGAAAUGGUGGAAGUAUCGUCCUCAUUGCGAGCAUGUCUGGGUCUGUUGCUAAUAGGGGUCUUAUAUGCUCGGCAUACAAUGCAUCAAAAGCAGGUGUAAUUCAACUCGGUCGGAACCUCGCGUCCGAAUGGGGCGAGCAUAACAUUCGGGUCAACACCAUCUCGCCAGGAUACAUUGUGACGGCAAUGGUGGAGGAACUCUUCCAGCAGUAUCCUGAGCGAAGAGAGCAGUGGCCGACACAAAAUAUGCUGGGACGUCUGUCAGCUCCCAACGAGUAUCGAGGGGCUGCUGUGUUUUUGAUUAGUGAUGCUAGCUCAUUUAUGACUGGGUCAGAUCUGAGGAUGGAUGGUGGGCACGCUGCGUGGUAAAGGCAUAACAAGGUGGAGAGACGAGAGGGGCGUAUAUACGUAUAUACGUAUAUACAUGGUGCAAGAUGAGUGUAUCGAAACUCAGAUUCCCGUAUGGGUGAGAACAAUAUGAUAUGCAACACUAUGCAAGAGGGUUGGUUGUAUGAAGCAGUUCGGAGGUCCACAUCGCUGAGUAAGCAACCGCUGGUGACAAGAGCAUUCACACUCCAAGGCUGCC
Molecule: messenger RNA, 1246 nt
Organism: Cucurbitaria berberidis CBS 394.84
Lineage: Eukaryota; Fungi; Ascomycota; Dothideomycetes; Pleosporales; Cucurbitariaceae
Product: NAD(P)-binding protein
Exons: 3
Coding region: 232-1029 (265 amino acids)
Cellular component (GO): intracellular anatomical structure
Molecular function (GO): oxidoreductase activity, acting on NAD(P)H, oxygen as acceptor
Source: RefSeq, a predicted model, not a curated record